Messenger RNA from Musca vetustissima, 3571 nucleotides. RefSeq lists its product as uncharacterized. The transcript is spliced from 8 exons. The record is from RefSeq and is a predicted model, not a curated record. Lineage: Eukaryota; Metazoa; Arthropoda; Insecta; Diptera; Muscidae. The coding region runs from base 80 to 3571 and encodes 1163 amino acids.
GAUUUAUUUAUUGGAUCACGUAAACAUAUAUAUUUUAAUUUAAAUACCUGUGAUUUACCACGUGUAUAAUUGCUGAAGUAUGGCGCGUGCAGUUCUUUGCAUGGCCAUCGCUUGCAUUUUAGUGCAAUGCGCAAUAUCUGUCAAAUUAGAUUCAGAAAAUCGUCGUCUUAUUCUUGAUAUUAAAGAUCAAAAGACGACCAAUAAGCAAUAUUAUUCUUCCAACUUCGAUACCAGCGCCUACCGCUACGGAUAUGACAUCGGCAAGACUGGUAAUUUCCAUCACGAGACCCGAGGUCCUGAUGGUGUCACAUACGGCUGUUACGGUCACAUUGAUCCCUACAAAGUAUUGCGUGCCACACACUAUGUAGCCGAUGCCCAUGGCUAUCGUACGGUCACACCUAUGGAACCUGUCGUCACCUACCCACCCACCAAUGACCCCAACGUCAAGAGUACUGGCGUGCUGCUACAAUGGGAUGAAUUAUAUUUCCCCAUUGGUUGUGGUAAAUUUGAAGGCGGCGUCCGCCCAAAUAUUCCAUUGAUCUUUGUUGAUAAUAAACCCGUUUCUCCCGGAUUCUCAAGUUCUUCGAAUUUGGUAUUCAAGGGUGCCGAUCAGAAGAGUCCUUCAAUCCAUAGAUACGGCGUUGGCAAUGGUGCCUUCCAGUUGGAUGAUGGUGCCUCCCGUUUGCAAUCGCCUUCGAAUCAAGUUGUUUCGGCAUUGAAACCCGGAAGUUAUAACAGCGGAAGCUACAAUGGAGGUGGUUCACCAGCUGCCGUGCCCUAUAAUCAUGUGGUUGGUGCCCAGGGAGGAAAUGGUGGAUUUGGUGGUAAUGGCGGUAACGGUGGCUUCGGAGGUAAUGGUGGUUUGGGUCCCAAUGGUCCAAAUGGACCCAACGGUCCUAAGGGACCCAAAGGUCCCAAUGGUCCAUUUGGCCCCAAUGGCCCACCAGGUCCUCCUGGCUCAACUAGCAUUGGCCCCAAUGGACCACCAGGUCCUCCCGGCCCAACUGGCUUCGGAAAAGGAUCGGGUUCGGGAACCCCAGGAAAACUUGGUCACAACGUGGGAUUCGGCGGCGGAUAUUCUGGCAGUUUAGAAGGACAGGCAUCGACCGGUUUUCCUGGGGCCAUCGGAUACACCCAAGAUAAUGGUAAAUAUGAAGAUGGAAGAUAUAAAGGCAUUCAAGAGGGUAAAUAUUAUCAUGACAAUUCUGGUAAAUAUGUUCACAUUGAAGGACCUACUGGACCACCAGCACCACCAUAUGUGCACGUAACUGGCCCCGAAGGAGGUUAUGGCGGUAACGGAGGUUUUGGCGGUGAAGGCGGACGUGGUGGUAAUGGCGGCAAAGGCCCCGGCGGUCCUAAAGGACCCGGCGGCCCAAAGGGUCCCGGUGGACCUAAGGGUCCUCCCGGACCAAAUGGACCUCCAGGACCACCUGGACCACCUGGAUCAACCAAACCAGGACCAAAAGGCCCCUAUGGACCUCCAGGCCCACCCGGACCACCUGGCCCAACCGCACCAGGACCAUAUGGACCACCCGGACCACCUGGUCCAACCGCACCAGGACCAUAUGGACCACCCGGACCACCCGGACCAACUAAUCCCGGCAGACCAGGACCCCCAGGGCCAUACAAUCCGGGCCCACCAGGACCUCCAGGGCCAUCUCGUCCCGGCCUACCAGGCUCCGAUCGUCCCGGCCCACCCGGACCACCAGGCAGGGAACCACCAUAUCCAGGCGGUGACAGAGGCUACCUACCACCCAAAAAAGAUGAUCCCCGGGAAUCGACAUACCAGAACAAUGGCUACUUGCCACCAAAGGGUAAAGAUCCACCAAAUAAUAAAAAAUACGAAUCAUAUUCUUUAAGCAUUAAUCCACCACCAACCACGGUGACUGUCAAUAAGCAGACCGCUUUUGUGUCCAAUUAUACAGUCAGCAACAAUGAAAGUACACAAAAGAAGGUCACAACCACAUCCACAUAUACCACCAAUACCAAUACAAAUACAAAUAGCAAUAAGUCAAAUCAAUAUAAUAGCAAUAUUAAUGUCAAUAGCAACAACAACAGCAACAAUAGGAAUCAAAACCAAAAUAAUUACGAUGAGAAAAAAUUCAAUCAAGUACUAACCUAUAUUCCCCCUUCUUCUUCCACUCCCACUCCCACAUCCUCCCAACAACAACAAAAAAUCACGACCACUACCACCACCAACAAAUUUAUUGGCAACCCAAAGCUUCCGGACGUCGCAACUGAAAAGGACAAUUACUAUAAGACCCAUACAACUACAACGACGUCGACGACAACAACAACAACAAAUCAAUCUCAAAAUGGUAAUAAUAACAAGAAAGCAACAGGUUUGAAUAUUGAAAAGACCUCCUUUGGAACGAACGUUAACAAAGACCGUGACAGUAAAGUGACCGUGACAACGACAACUAACAAUAACAACAACAAAGUUACCAGCGGCUAUUUGCCACCACAAACUAUUGGUUACGAAAAGGUUGUAAGCACCACCUCGGGAGGUGGUGGCGGCGGCAGUGGUGUCAACAAAAUCACCACUACCACAACCACCACCAAUACCAAUACCUUUGGUGGCCAACCUUUCCAAAAAGUCACCGAAAAAGUCACUGGUAACUAUGUGAGCAACAAUGCCUAUAUCAAUCGUACUCCUGAACAAAAAAUCCCCACUCAAACCCAGACCUUCACUCCCACGGUGACUGUUAGCAAAACACCCACACAGACGCAGACACAAAAACAGACAAUUACCAAGAACACUACGACAAAGACCCAGACUCAGACUCACCACGGUACUACUUAUCAGCCACAACAGAAUGUAACCUUCCAUCCCACUCUUUCCCAGACAACAACCACAAAUAAUUGUCAAUGCCAAGCUGAUAAGGCUCAUUCAUCUACGACAUCCUUCAACGCCAAUAGCAAUAGCAAUCCCAGCAGUUCCUCUUUCAACUCCUUCAACAGCAAUCAAUUCCAACAGCAAUUUACGACCGGUAACGGCUUCGCUGGUCAGGCUCACUUUGGCGGCAUUAUGAACUCGAUGGCUUUUCUGCAACAAAUCCCCGUUAUACCUCAAGUGCCCGGUUACCCGGCCUUCUAUGCUCCCGAUAAAAUCCCCAAGGGUGCCAUAGUAGCAUUUAUGCCCGUAGUUAUAUUGCCCGAGGCAGCCUAUGCCAAUUGCCAAGAGAACUUGAAUAAACAACAACAACAGCAACCAUUUGAUCCUUUGCCCUUGGGUGUCCAACCUGCCCCCUUCCCAUUCGGUUCUAGUUUGAAUUCCAUAUUCCCCGGUGGUGGUGCCAGAAAAGAUCAGUGUAUGUGUCCCUGUUCGUGUACACAGAAUAUACCCGAUCACAGUCACAAAAAACGUGAUACAGCCACUGCCGAGGAUGAACCAAAACCUCUAGAAGAGGAAGACGAAGCACAGGCAAUUGGUGCUGAAGCGAGCAAUGUUGAGAAAGAGGUAGAAGUACCAGCAUUAGUUGUUGAAAAGGAUCUUCAGGAAAACGAACAGGUACAGUCGGCAACUGAGACAAAAGCUAACGAUACGACAAACAGUGAAACGACCAAUUGA